This is a messenger RNA of Paramuricea clavata, 931 nucleotides long. NCBI's taxonomy places the organism in Eukaryota, Metazoa, Cnidaria, Anthozoa, Malacalcyonacea, Plexauridae. The record is from the annotation of a GenBank genome assembly.
AUGGGUAUGAAUGAUUUAUUCCAACAUAUGUUUACUGAUAGUGAAAUUGCUCAAGCAUAUUCACUGAGCGAGUCAAAAUUUAGAUACAUGACAACAUUUGGACUUGGUCCGUAUUUUUCCAAGAAACUUGUGGAAGACAUAAACAAAUCCACCGCCCAUUCUGUUUUAUUCGAUGAGUCCCUUAAUGAACAUCUCCAGAAUAAACAACUUGAUGUUUAUGUACGCUAUUGGUCUGAUGAAAGCUGGAAGGUAGAUUCUUGAUAUCUUACGUCACUAUUCAUAGGACAUGGUAGAGCUGCUGACCUACUCAAUCACUAUGAAGAUGCUACCAAAGAUCUUGGAGCCAAACAAGACCUGGCACGUUGGUAUGGAUGGUCCUAAUGUAAACCUUGCAUUUGAAAGAGAGUUAAAGAAAUCUUGUGAAGAGAUAGGCCUACCACCCUUGUUGUCGCUGGGAACAUGUGGAUUGCACACUGUUCACAGGGCAUUUCAGACUGAAAAAUUAAUUCAGAAGUACAAAGAAAAAUCCUGUCUUUGGGAUGUCUUAGAAGACUACCACAACAUUGAAAAAACCUCAAAAGCCAAGCAGGGAUUGUCGGUACGUAAAAAAAUGCCGAAUGUACUCACAAUAGUUUAUCUAUCACAUUAUAUUCAUUAUUUAUCUCAUCUUGCACAGGAAGCUCUUGGUCUAUCAUGGAAGGAAUUCCAGUUGCAAAUGAGAUGUUUGGGUCAAAACUUGAAGAAAAAAACCCAUUGGAAAUCAGGGCAAUGGAGAGAUGAGCACUUUACCCCAAAAUGGAUGUUUUGGGAACAGCUUCAAUUUCUCAUACCUACCAUGGAAGCAAGGCAAAGUCCGGACACUUUUAAAUUAAGGUUGAUAAUGACAGUAAUCCGAACAACUUUGCAGAACCAGUUUGUACUAGUGCAAUAA